Molecule: messenger RNA, 3353 nt
Organism: Osmerus eperlanus (European smelt)
Lineage: Eukaryota; Metazoa; Chordata; Actinopteri; Osmeriformes; Osmeridae
Gene: foxh1
Product: forkhead box H1
Exons: 4
Coding region: 241-1809 (522 amino acids)
Biological process (GO): transforming growth factor beta receptor signaling pathway; positive regulation of transcription by RNA polymerase II
Cellular component (GO): activin responsive factor complex
Molecular function (GO): transcription cis-regulatory region binding; DNA-binding transcription activator activity, RNA polymerase II-specific
Source: RefSeq, a predicted model, not a curated record
GCCAAUCACAGUUGAGAAUGUUCAGGCAAUUAUCGCACAGGUGAGGUUGUGAAUGCUCGGGUCACAUUUUCUGGUCCUCAUGGUUUUCACACUCCAAUCUAUGAAACAUCUGACUAAGAACAGCUACUCGAGUCAGCCUGGAGCCAGCAGUCUGCCAGAAGUUAAGGACCGGCUGCUUCCCUCCCCCUCACCGUCCUCCUGUCCAACCGUGCUUCGCGAUCUUCCCCCUGGCUGAUCAACAUGACAAAGCACUGGGGGGGACAGAGGCUGUUGGCACUAAACGCCCUCUCCUACCUGCGCUUUCCAAGCCUGGCUAAUCACCACGACCAUCAACUUGACUCGACCGACAAUGUGUACCAGUGGUCUUCUCAAAGCAACAUAGCGAGGAGAUCUCUAACCCAGCACUGGGAAUACAGUCAAGGCCAGGAGCCAGUCCAACAGUCUCUCCGGCACGAGAAGCCUCUCCAACAGGAGAAGCCUGUCAAAGUCCGCUUCACAAAGGUCAGGGCGCCUAUGGAUAAAGUAAUGUCGCCUGAUGACCACCGCCGGCCUGCGCGGCCCUACUUACCGACACAGCUUCAGCUCAAAGAUGCACAGUUCAAGGAAUCUGAAGCUUCAGCCAGAGAGUCGUGGGACCGGGUGAAGAACGGAACCGGUGGCAGAAAAAAGAAUUAUCAACGCUACCCUAAACCACCGUACUCAUAUCUUGCAAUGAUUGCAAUGGUCAUCCAAAACUCCCCAGAAAAGAAAUUGACGCUAUCUGAGAUCCUGAAGGAGAUCGGCACUCUUUUUCCAUUUUUCAAAGGGAAUUACAAGGGCUGGCGGGACUCAGUUCGACACAACCUCUCCUCCUAUGACUGCUUUGUGAAGGUGCUGAAGGACCCAGGGAAGCCCCAGGGCAAGGGCAACUUCUGGGCCGUGGAGGUGAGCCGCGUGCCCGUGGAGCUGCUCAAGAGGCAGAACACGGCCGUGUCCCGCCAGGACGAGACCGUCUUCGCCCAGGACCUGGCCCCUUACAUCCUGCAGGGCCACCCCUACAGGCCUGACGAGGAACCCCACCCAGCAGUGGUCACCGCCCUGCCCCCCCUCCCCACCAGGCACCCUUCCCUCCCCCUGGAGGACGCAUACCGACCCAAGCUGGACUCUUCCUUCGCCAUCGACUCACUGCUCCACAGCCUGAGGCCCGCCAGUGCAAGCGGGGAGCCCAGUCGUCCGAGAGACCCCUGGGGGAUGGAACACCCUCGCCCGUCCCCUCCCUUGCAUCCCAGCUACUUUUCAUCCACCCGCAGCGCCUCAGCCAGCUCCGCCAGCCCAGCGUCCUCAUCCUCCGACGAGGACUGGCGCGGGGCAUCGCAGGGCGGGAAGCGCCCCCCCGAGGGAGAGACGGGGUCGGACGGCUACGAGGACUGCCGCGCCCCCCCGCACAAGGCCACCCGGCGAGGCUCCGCCGCUCCGUGGGAGCUCCCCACCUCGUACGCCAAGUACGCCCCGCCCAACGCCGUGGCCCCUCCCAGCAUGCGUUUCCACGCGGGGCCAUUGAUGCCGCUGGGGAGCCUGCCUCUCUACGGCUACGGAGGGGCACCUGUCGCACAAGGCCACUUUGUAGGCCACGCCUACUGGCCCAUCCUGCCCAGUGGGCAUGUCUCCCUCCAGGCCCCGCCUCUCAUUAUGGACCUGGACAGCAUGUUGCAGUCGGUUCCGCCCAAUAAGAGUGUGUUUGACUUGAUGGGUCCUCAGGGCCCCCACCAGCCCCCGGAUCAGUACAGUCUGCAGGGGGGCGGGCCCCUAAGCCGCUACCCCCAGUACUGACUAUCAUCCCUCUAAUGUAAGGAUACUACUUGAACUCUCUAUCUGAGAAUUACUGAUGCCCACUGGCCAAUCACAGGGUACAGGAAGAAGGAAAAAGAAAACAUGGUGUGGCUUUUUUAGUUGACCGCCCUGUUCAUUGUUGACAUGGAAAUCCUGACCAUUCUACCUCAAAUUUAUUUGGAGCCAUUACUUCCAUGAACAUUUGACAAAAUCUACCACAAUCAAAACCUUGUGGAACCACUUGUGCUAACACUGGGACUUUGCACUACUGUUGUUUGCACUAUUUUAAUGUCAAAUAGAAAAAUUCUCUGUAUUUGAAGUGUUUCCUACCUCGACAACUGAAUGUUGGAUUUUUUUUUCGGGGGGGGGGGGUAUUCGUUUUUUACUGUCUCGUUUUUAUGCAUGUCUUUUGAAAAGCUUGUAUAGUAUUCAUGAAAUAGUUUGUAAAACCGCACAUAUGAAGUGGGAAAGUAAGUGUAGAAAGGCAACUGUGGUCUCUGCAGUACCAGUUUUUUUAAUAGUCUCUCCUUUUUUGGAGCAGUUGAAUAUUGCAGAUGCGCUUGAACUGUGCAUUGGCACCCUGCUGUAGUAAAUUAAUGGUUCUCCAAAGAGACAGAAGUUGUUUAUUUUCUUUUAAAAGUGUGCGUGUCUUUGUGUGUGUGUGUGUACCCAGUGUAUCCUCCACCUUCAGUGAGGUUUUUAGUGUGUUUGUUCAGAUGGCAUUACUAAAUUAAAACUGUAGAAGGCUGGUGUAUCCUUCUACAGUUCAGAGUGGAUUACCCUCUUUACACUGUCCCACAAUGUCACAAAGAAAGAUGUCUACCGUCUAAAUAGAAAAGACCCAACUCCACUGCAUCAGCUAAUGCAGGAGGAGAGCUGAACCGAAGACUGUCUCAAAGAGCACACCAGAAUUACUUGACACAGGACUUGUGGUCCGUAAAUGCAGAAAUUCUACCUUUGAUCCCCAACCCAAACUUCCUGUGCGCAGACCAGAGGCCCCAGUCCCAGGAGCUCAUUUACAUCUAUGAGUAUGCCAGUCGUCUACCUCCUGCCGGCAGCAAUGUUCACUAUCUCCCCAUCAGCUGCCCACAGAUUCCUGCCCUCCGCCCCCUCCCCUCCCUUACCCGAUCACCCUCCCCCUCCUAAACUACAGCCCCCCAUGCUGUGGCUUAUCUCUCCCAGAAUGCCCCUGUGACUCCUAGGAAUUCAUAUUGGGGGAGGUGGGGGUGGGGGGGGGGGGGGUGCUUGGAUCUUUGUUGAUGUUGUAAAAAGCUACAAUUCCCUACGAAGGAUUGUGUAAAAUCGGAGAUUGCCUGCAAGCAUUUCUUGGCUUUUUCAUGUAAUCAAAUGAUGAGGGGACGGGUACGUUCACUUUGGAGUGGAGAGCUUUUUAGUUGACUCAGCAGAUUUGUGUGCAGUCAUAGGAUGUUAUGUGGUGCCUUGGCCACUGGGUGGCACUGUAAAAUAUUCAGAAACCUAUGGAUAGGUAAUGUUGUCAUGUUUGUGAAUGUAGUAAUGAUAGUAAAACUUCUAUGUGUCUGACU